Molecule: messenger RNA, 703 nt
Organism: Drosophila albomicans
Lineage: Eukaryota; Metazoa; Arthropoda; Insecta; Diptera; Drosophilidae
Gene: strat
Product: guanine nucleotide exchange factor MSS4 homolog
Exons: 2
Coding region: 68-436 (122 amino acids)
Biological process (GO): post-Golgi vesicle-mediated transport; small GTPase-mediated signal transduction
Cellular component (GO): membrane; cytosol
Molecular function (GO): zinc ion binding; guanyl-nucleotide exchange factor activity
Source: RefSeq, a predicted model, not a curated record
AGAGGAAGCAUUACAUUUACUUUUUCUUUGCAAAAACAAAAAUAUUGUCAGAAAAAACUUUGUCAAAAUGACAGAAGUAGCGAAAUUUGCGGAACAAAUAACAAACGAUAAGAAUAAUACAAAUGUGCGCUGCCAGUUUUGCAACAGUUUGAUGCUGAAGGCGCACGAAGGAAAAUACUGCGAGCAAGAAAUAGAUGUGCCGCUAAUGGUGCAAAGCAAAGACAACGCAGCCGAAUCAUUAAGCACAGAGACUCUGCGUAAUUUCUGGCAGAUCGAUGAUAUGAUGACAUUCGAGAACAUCGGCUUCUCCCACACUGUCGAUGGACGCAAGUUUCUUGUCUGCGCCGACUGUGAACGCGGACCCGUUGGAUACCAUGAGUUGGCGACCAAGCGCUGUUAUUUGGCGCUACAGCGCGUUGUGCAUUCGGACAAAUAAUUGGCGACUGGUCACACUCGCAAUUAACAUCCAUAAUGUACUGCCACACCUCGAUUGUAAUUUAAAAACAUAACUUUCAAGCAGGAAAGAGUGUGUAAUAUAAUUAAGUUAAUUGGUUCGCAUUCCGCAUAGAACGCACCAUCAUUUUUGUUUUUAUUUUUUUUAUAUUUAUUGUUUUUCGCUCAAACAUUUUACAAUUUUAUUGCAUUAUAAUUAUUGCAUUUAAGGAGGAGAUUCAGAACUAAAAAAAAUAAUGGUCAUGAUAAA